Entamoeba invadens IP1 is the source of this 657-nucleotide messenger RNA. RefSeq lists its product as hypothetical. Gene Ontology annotation, molecular function: oxidoreductase activity. The coding region runs from base 1 to 657 and encodes 218 amino acids. Lineage: Eukaryota; Evosea; Mastigamoebida; Endamoebidae. The record is from RefSeq and is a predicted model, not a curated record. The transcript is spliced from 2 exons.
AUGGCUGAAACAUCAAAAAUCGAAUUUGCCUCAUUGGAACCGACGCUGUUAGACCGAAUCUUGACACGAACAUAUGGCACGGUAUAUCCAACAGCUGACCAAGUGACUGCAAUCAACACAUUCACCACCAAAAUCAACUCGAUGUAUGCCCAUACAACAAGCCAUGCAAAUUUGCGCUUCAAAUGGAAGACUUCAGUUAAUUCCACGGUGUGGUUGGGUGGGACAUUCACGACUUCCGUCUUUACUGCAAUUCAGUACAACUCGUCGACUGAUUACAUUCCAUGUGUCUCUCCAAUUGGAAACAGUGGCAAUGGCAGUGAACUCAUAUCUAUAAUUACAGGCUUGUAUAAGAGAAAAAAGUUAAGCGAAAUCAUUUACAUUGAAAUUGCAGGGACUAAAUACAACAAGGAGAACGCACUACAGAAGUUCACUCUUAAAAUACUUGAAAAAAUCAGAUUUGCACCAAGUGCUUCGAACAAACAGGAGUGGAGAAUUGUUAUCAGCGAGAACAAAAUGCACUUCUUUGGAAUCAAAGGAAGUUGGACAGCACUCGACAUGGGCAUCUGCACCGCACAUGCACAAGUCGCGUUGGCUGGAAAUAAAGUAGAAGGAAAGUUUGAAAUUGAAAAGCCGGAGAUUUGUGUGCCUGGUGACUGA